UUUUUUAGUUUGUAAUCGGCGGCCGGUUUAGUGGUUGUUUCUUUGGUUUUAAAAUAUUACUUUGGAAAAAAAAUAAACAGCGUCGUAUUUUAAAUGUACUUUUUUCCAUUUUAAAUCAUAAAUUACAGUAAAAACCCCUCUAUACUGAAUUUUAGUAAUAUUUAAUUAGAAGUAUAACUACAAAAUGUCUGUAAUGGGUAAAAUUAUUAUACCCCAUGUAUCAAGUCUAAGUUUUAGUAGAUUCAGUGCCGCGUUGCUCAGUGCUAGAGCAAAUAGGACCUAUUUUACUUACACUCAAGAAUUAUCUCAACCUUUGGAUAGGAAACCAGAAAUUUUACCAGCAAAAGAAGUGUUCCAAAAAUGUUUGCAAUCUUGUCAGACAGUCUUCGUCCAGGGUGCGGCGGCGACGCCCAACUCGCUCCUGACAGCUAUGACGGAGGUGGGCAAGAGCAAUUCUCUUCAAGGCAUCAAAGUAGUGCACAUGCACACCGAGAAGGAGGCACCUUAUGUGGCGCCCGAGUGCAAAGAUAUAUUUAGAUCUGUCUCCUUGUUCAUGGCUGCGAACGUCCGCAAGUCGGUAGCUGAAGGCCGGUCGGACGCCAUUCCAAUAUUCCUCCAGGAUAUCCCGAAAUUGUUUCACAGGAAAAUUAUCCAGCCCGACAUCGCUCUUAUCACGGUAUCACCUCCUGACAGCCACGGAUACUGCAGUCUCGGCACCUCUGUUGACUGCGUGCGAUCAGCGCUGGUCAACUCUAAGGUCAUUGUCGCUCAAAUCAACGCGCACAUGCCGCGCACAUUCGGCGACGCUAUCAUCCACGUGUCGCAUAUCGACUACGCGGUGCAGGACAACGUGCCGCUGCCCGAGCACGGCGCGGACAAGCAGGCCAGCCCCGAGGAGCAGAAGAUCGGCGAGCUGAUCGGACAGAACCUGGUCGUGGACGGGGCCACGCUGCAAAUGGGUAUCGGAAGCAUCCCCGAUGCGGUACUGUCGGCCCUGAAGGACCACAAAGACCUCGGGAUCCACUCGGAGAUGUUCAGCGUGGGUGUCAUUGACCUCGUGAAGCGUGGAUGUAUCACUAACAGCAAGAAGAAAAAGCAUAAGGGACGCAUUGUUGGCAGUUUCCUGGUGGGCAACCGGCAGUUGUAUGACUUUGUUGAUAACAAUCCUUUCAUUGAGAUGUUGGAGAUUGACUACGUGAACAACACGCACAUCGUGUCCUUACAGCCGGACAUGACGGCCAUUAAUUCGUGCAUCGAGGUCGACCUCACCGGCCAAGUGUGCUCCGACUCUAUAGGUACACGUAUGUACUCGGGCUUCGGGGGACAAGUGGACUUUAUCCGGGGUGCUGCUGAAGCUGUGGAUGGGAGGGGCAAGCCGAUCAUCGCUCUCGUCUCCACAACCAAGAAGGGGGAGAGCAAGAUCGUGCCUACGCUUAAAGUUGGUGCCGGAGUAGUGACCACCCGCGCUCACGUCCAUUACGUGGUGACUGAGCAAGGCAUCGCCCAUCUCUUCGGGAAGACCCUCAGGCAGCGCGCCUACGAACUGAUCAACAUCGCACAUCCCGACCACCGCGAAGCGUUAGAGAAAGCAGCAUUCGAACGCCUCAAAUGUAUGCCGUCGCCUUAAAAAAGACUUUGUACUCUAUAAUUAUUUAUACAGGGUUAGUAAGAAAAAAUCCGACUCGAAACAGCAGAAUGGCUUUCUUAAAAUUGUACCACAAACUGUUAUUUUUUACUACCAUUUGUGAAGCAGAAAAUAAAUCAUUCAUUCAUUCAUACAAUCGAAAUGAAUAAAUAAAAUAUGAAAAUGAACUAUAAAACAUUAUUUUUAUAUUUCAUUUUGAUAUUUUCUUUUCAUACAAAUCGCGCCAUCGCAAUCUGUUCAGUAUGAAAGAUUUUUUCAUCUAUGUCUAAUUUUUUUUUAUAUUACCACUAUGGACAAAAGUGUUUCACAAAUUUUAAUUAGGUUUCAAUUUGCUUUACAAUUUCCUACUAAUCCUAUAUGAAGAACGCGAAUUUUAGUGACUGACGUGUCAACAAACGAAUAUCUGUUUUAGUAACAUUUUUACCACAUACACUAUGCUUUUAUUGUAAUCAGUAUAAAAUAGAAAUAUAGACGGAACGUAAUAGUGACUGAAUUUUUUAAAUUAAUCCUACUAUUUUAGUAGUUUUAGAGUUUCACUAUAUACAUUGUGACACAGCUGUGGCGUCAGCUAAAAGAGCUUGUUGAAUAGUUGUAAACCCCACUGCCAUUAGUGCAUCUGGCAUUGUCAGUAUUUUUUCAAAUCUAUUUGUCAAUUUUCCAGGGAAUUUGCAUUUCUAAACAUUUGUAUUGGCUAAUUGUUAUAUUAGAUAUUUAAGACGUUUAGCAUUAUGCUAGUCUAUUCCUUAAUGAUAUGCCUUGAAUAUGUAAAAGGACUGUAAUAAUUGUGUAUCCAGAGAUAGCAUAGUUUAAGCUAAAAUCUAUUUUGUUAUGUUCUUGGUUAGGUCAAUAUGAAUGGGAGUUACUCAAGACAGUAUAUUGUUAAAAUAGUAAGUAUUCAUUUCAUAAGUGAGAAAAGGCCUAAAAUUGUCUAAAGAGUACCUAUCAGUCAUUGUUUAUUUUUUCACCUCUCCAUUCAUAUUGUUCUAAAUAUUCACAACUAUAAUUUUAAGCUUCUUAUCGAAUUUAUUUACCGAAAUAACAAUAAAUAGUUUUUUUUUGGAUUGUAUUUUUACUUUAUUUAUUCAAGUAAAUUUUAUCUAUGUGGCAACAUUGUAUUUUGCAUAAAAAAAUUACGUUAAAAUAAAAUAACUAAAUUGAAUAA
This is a messenger RNA of Galleria mellonella (greater wax moth), 2807 nucleotides long. Its product is annotated as 4-hydroxybutyrate coenzyme A transferase. Gene Ontology annotation, cellular component: mitochondrion. Gene Ontology annotation, molecular function: acetate CoA-transferase activity. The record is from RefSeq and is a predicted model, not a curated record. The coding region runs from base 185 to 1627 and encodes 480 amino acids. NCBI's taxonomy places the organism in Eukaryota, Metazoa, Arthropoda, Insecta, Lepidoptera, Pyralidae. The transcript is spliced from 10 exons. Gene Ontology annotation, biological process: acetate metabolic process.